AUGGCUACUGAUAGCGCCGACGACAUUAAUGUCGGCGUUGCCCUCAGUACAGCUCUUCUUCUCCCAGGUGAUCUGGAAAAGAAUACUGGAAUGAGUGAGUAUGAAAAUUACGCUUUCAUGCUUCAACACUGUGUUCAAGCUGUUCAGCAUGCCCACUCCUUCUCCAUGCAAUCUUUUGAGAACAGGGAGAAGUUAACUGACUUGCAGAAGGAGUAUUCUGCCCUCCAGAAGAUCAAUAAGGGUCUUCAAGCAAAAAAGAAGAAAUUGGAAGACCAGGCCGAGGCUGCCACUAAAGCCCAAACUUUGGCCGAAGAAAAGGCCGAGGCUGCUGAAGCUAUAAAGAAAGUAGCUAAAGCGCAGAAAAAUGAAGCCGAGGAAAAGGCGACCCAAGCCGAGAAGGAACUUCAGGAGGCCUUGGCCACGAAAAAGGCUGAAACCAAAGAAGCUGAUGAAAAGGCUUAUGCGCAGGGCAUGGCCGACGUACUGAGGAGUACAAGUUUCAAACUUGAUCUCCCUGCUGACUCGCCUUUCCGUAAUGCCGACGCUAUUCCUCUCCCAUUUCCUACUCCUCCACCAAGUCAAGCCGAAGAAGAAUCUGGGUCUGAGCCUGAGGAUGAAGAUGAUCAUGAUGCUGAGGCUUUGAUGAAGAAAGCCAAGGAUGAUGCUGGGGUCAGGUCUCCUUCUCGAAUUGAGCCCAUCCUGGACUUAACCCAGGAUGAGGAGGUUGAGGAGGUACCCAAGGAAGUUGAUAUUGGGACGUUAUCUUCCGACCUCCUUCUGGCUGAAAGGAGUCUUACUAAAACACUUACUGAAAUCGAUGCCGAGCUGGCUGCAGAAAAGGCUGCCGAAGUAGUUCCUCAGGAACCUGCCGAGGUAUUUCUUCAAGAAUCGGACGAGGUCCAGACCCAAAUCCUUUCUGAAGCCGAAAAGUCAUAA
Camellia sinensis is the source of this 936-nucleotide messenger RNA. Lineage: Eukaryota; Viridiplantae; Streptophyta; Magnoliopsida; Ericales; Theaceae. The record is from RefSeq and is a predicted model, not a curated record.